AUGAAAUCGAUCCUGUCGAGCCUGUCUAGUCGUCUAAAACCCAAGAAAAAGGCCGCUAUUGCGCCAUGCGAUUGCCGAGAUUUCUUUGAGGCGGUUGAAUUCCCUCCAGAUGUGGAAGAGUUAAAAGGUUUUGUUCGAUCUUCUCGAUUUCCAAACGAUAUUGGUAAAAACUCGAUAGCUGAAAUAAGUCGUGAGCAUGGCGUUCGUAGCCUAGCGUUUGACCUGAGGUAUCGCUGCGGAGGGGAAGGGCGGUGCAUCUGUGCGGCAUCUCCAUCCUGUCGAUUUCCGACCUGCUUUACAAUGCGCCCAAUGAUGAAAGGCGCUGAAAUUAAGUCGGAACGAUACGCUUUUGAAUCGAAGGAUUCGACAAAUACAGCAAUUCGCGCUUUGCUCGAUCUCGCACAUCGGGAUCAACUGGAAAAGGCGGUGGAGGGGGUAAAACACUUGGUCGACGUCAAUAUAAUGAAAGCCUCCGGGGGAAGGAUGCUGAGCUCUGGCUUCGAGAUAGAAAACGAUACCAUACCAGAAUUCAUUCCCGGUGCUUCCAAAACGGGCUCGAAGAGUUCGUAUUCGGGUGUGAAUCCUCUUUCCGAAAGUGAAGCGCUUCGAGAGGAGGUGGUGGCCUUGUAUUUGUGGAGGGCCGCCCUGCUUGUAAACCUGCGUUGUGAUGAUGCUGCCGUGAGUUCGCUGCUCAACUUGGCGAACUUGUUAGACCCAACGUAUCGAACUGGUUUGUACGAAUCGGCGGCAAAGUGGGCAGUCCUGAAUGAUAUGGAGGUUAUUUAUUAUCGCGCGCUCCUAGGGCAGUAUCAAUCCUUUCCCCAGGCGGAAUAUUUCGCGCGUGAACGCCCUCUUUUACUACAUCAGGUAUUUGAGUGUAUUCGGAAUGAUGAUUUUCACACGCAGCACUGCACGAAUGUGGUGCUGGCGAAGGAGGUAAUGGCUGCGGUUUCUCGGGCGCAGACCGCACAAACGCACGGCGAUUCGACCGAAGACCCGAUGAAAAGCCUCUGCCUUCCACUUGCGAUUCAUUAUUACCGUUUUCAAGUGGGGGAGGCGUUUUGGAAAUAUUUUUUGAAUUUACUCUGCAUGCCGCCACUUCCCUCGCCCGAUCCGGACGAAACGCGCGACGCCACGGAGCUCGAGCAGCCAUCCUCAAUCAAUCUGAGGAUGGGGCCGAUGCCGCAUUAUAUUUUCGAUGCCUUUGGGCGGAGUAUGAUUUUACAUCAUUUAAUCAUCUUUGCCGAUACGCGAAAGCGGGAGAUCGACUCCGGCGUCGUUGUCGAUCGUGUAAAACGUCUGAAGGCGCUCGGGGAAAAAGUCCAUCCCCAUAAUUACGAUUAUGUAUUGAACGCGAAUGCAAUGAGGGUGGCCGUCGGGAGGCUGCGAGAGCUUCUCGUCGUGGCGAAUUGGCUUCGCGAAAAUACCAAAGAAGAAAUUGGUGAAGGCGCCAUGUGGGAACGGCCUGAAUCGCUGGGAAAUCACAAAAAAGAAGAGGAAAAAACACAACAGACGUCGUCUGUCAUGGCGAAUGGUGCCUCGAGCGCAUCGAAUCUUUCGGAGAAAUAG
Molecule: messenger RNA, 1569 nt
Organism: Phytomonas sp. Hart1
Lineage: Eukaryota; Euglenozoa; Kinetoplastea; Trypanosomatida; Trypanosomatidae
Source: the annotation of a GenBank genome assembly